Doryrhamphus excisus (bluestripe pipefish) is the source of this 1914-nucleotide messenger RNA. It is a transcript of the gene tmem178a, whose product is annotated as transmembrane protein 178a. The record is from RefSeq and is a predicted model, not a curated record. Gene Ontology annotation, cellular component: endoplasmic reticulum membrane. Gene Ontology annotation, biological process: negative regulation of osteoclast differentiation; regulation of cytosolic calcium ion concentration. NCBI's taxonomy places the organism in Eukaryota, Metazoa, Chordata, Actinopteri, Syngnathiformes, Syngnathidae.
GCUCUCAGCCGCUAGUGGGCGCCACCAAGCAGAGCUCCUCCAGGUGUCAGGCUGAUCGGCGGUGGCGCGACGAUGGCAGCGCAACAUGGCUGCUAAAGGCAUCGACGACAGUACCUGCGGCACCGGGACCGGCUCCUUCGGACCCACGAUGAGAGCCGGACCGGCUACGGUGACCGUGUCCGCUGUGAGCCUGAUGCUGAGCGCGCUCUCGCUGCUGCUGCUCGUGACCGCCAUCGGUACGGACCACUGGUACGAGACGGACACCCGCCGCCACAAGGACAACUGCGACCGGCACGGUUCCGACUCCAACGACCAGAAGAACCGCGAAAUGCCCAUUUACCAUUUACCGCUGGUGGACACGAGCACGCGCGAUGUGGCUCUCAUGAAGCCCGUGCACGUGGGCAGCAGAGAGGAGGAGCUCCUGGAAAACUGGCGUGCCAUCCUGGGAAUGGGAAUCCUGGAGACGGAGUGUGGCCGGCCCCUGUUUUCCACACAUUCCGGCCUGUGGAGGAAGUGCUAUUUCCGUGGCGUCGAUGCCGAUAUCGAUAAGCUAAUCGACCGAGGUAUCGCGGAGCGCUGCACGGCUGUCAAGUAUCAUUUCUCUCAGCCAAUCAGGUUGAGGAACAUCCCUUUGAACUUGACCAGAACCAUCCAACAGGACGAGUGGCACCUUCUGCACCUACGGCGCAUCACGGCAGGAUUCUUAGGCAUGGCUGCGGCGGUUCUUCUCUGUGGGAGCAUCGUGACGUCAGUGGGCUUCUUCUGGGAGGGCAGUCUGACACAGCACGUGUCUGGACUUCUCUUCCUCAUGGCAGGGAUCUUCUGCACCAUCUCUUUGUGCACCUACGCCGCCAGCAUAACCUAUGACCUUUCCAGGAAUCCUCCUUUCAUCUACGGGCUUCCGGAUGACGUGGAUCACGGUUACGGCUGGUCCAUCCGCUGUGCCUGGGCCAGUCUGGGUCUCAGUGUGGCUUCCGGCUGCCUCGGCGCCACCUUCCCUUUUCUGAGCCGCUCGGGACACCUGCGCUCCAAAGCGGUGCGUGCAUCAUCCGUCUGAUCCGGUAUCUGGACGAGUUCUCCUGUGUGGUCUGCCGGCCGGCCACUGAAUUGUUCGUCUAGUGGAGGCUCCACAGCGCCCUCUACUGAGAGUGGUCCACGAGCACCGAUACAUGAAAUAGUUAUCAAGCUAUUCUUUUGUUUGCACGGUUGUCAUGGUAACGUCCAGUCCUGCUACUGAACCAUACAGAACUAGCCAUUCACCUGAUGGGAAUACCGCAGUGUCGUUGCACCUUCGCCUUCUUGUAAGUGUGUGAGUGUGUGUGUGUGUGCUCAGAACAACACAUUAUGAAAACAAAAGUGUAAAUACCGUCAAAUAUCGUUUGAUCAAUCACGAGGAAGUGACACAUUAGAAGUGGAUUCAAUCAGGAAGUGUGAACUUUUCUGUUCUUAUUCGAUGCUCAGAUAGUGUGCAUGACAUGCAUACCUGCAGUUACCAUGACAAUGCAGCACCUUUAAUCUGUCUUUCACCAUCAUGCCUCUUAAAGAGACAGUAUGCCAUUAAGUGGAUUCCUGUUCAGGUUAAGAAUGGCCUCAAGGUGAGUCACAGCUGACCAUUAUUAUUACUAGUAUAUUAAUAUUUACUAGUGGAAAUACCUAUGGAAGCCCCUCUUGUCCCAAAGCCACAGCGCCCUCGACUGGAUGAAGUAUCUGAUGUAAAUAAAUCAAUGAAGAAACUUGGACAAAACAAACUGAUUGUAUUUCUCUGCUUAUUUCAGACAAUGUAUUGUCAUUCGUUAUUGUAAAUAAUAUGAAUUUCUGUAAAUGUAUGGUUUGAAAUGAUGAUCAACACUGACUUGUUCUCCGAACACAUCGGUAAGUUCAUUUAUUGCACCAGUAAUCAAUAAAUGGUUUUAU